Molecule: messenger RNA, 2200 nt
Organism: Amborella trichopoda
Lineage: Eukaryota; Viridiplantae; Streptophyta; Magnoliopsida; Amborellales; Amborellaceae
Gene: LUL4
Product: RING/U-box superfamily protein
Biological process (GO): protein ubiquitination
Molecular function (GO): ubiquitin protein ligase activity
Source: RefSeq, a predicted model, not a curated record
CAUUUACGAACUUGCGAAACGUUUAUUCGGACGAGAAAUGAGAACAUCUCUUUCUCGCUCUAGAAUUUUUAUCUCUCUCUCUCUCUCUCUCUAGACUUUCUUGACAGGCUGGUGGAGAACCUCAGCUCUUUGGCCCGUACGCGUUUCAUCUCUGUAGAAUUUAUUCGCAGGAUGGUAUGGACCCCUUCUCUCUCUCUCUCUCUCUCUCUCUAGAAUGUCUUCACUCUCAAGCGCCUAGGUUUUACAUCUCUUUCUCUGUUUCUCUCUCGCUCUAUGAGCUUCUGCUCCAUCUGUAAAAUGAGGUAAAGUUUUGGCCCUUUUCGUCUCUAUUUCCUUUACAAGUUGCAAUUCAUGAGUGUCCGUCUCUGAUUAUCUGCAAGCUUGUAUUCUUCUGCGCUUAUUUGACAAUUAGAUUUCAUUCCAUCUUUCCUGCCUCGCGUGAAAUCCAUUGAUUACUGGAGUAAUGCUAUUUGUCGAUCAAAAUUUGAUAUGGUUGUUUAUAUCUCUGGUUUUUAGGGGGUUUCAGUUCCCUGGUUUCUAGGUUCUAGGGAUUUUAGGGUUUUGGGUUUGAGCAUGAAUUUCAUCUAUUGAGAUCAUCCAUGGGCAUUUCUUGGAGCAACCGGAGAAGAAACAAUUACCACCAAAACCCUACUUACAAUCAAAACCCUAGUUAUAGUCAAAACCCCUUUGAGAAUCAUAAUCACAGUAUCAAUAAUCUCCUUCCUCCACCUACAAUUUCCUCUUCUGCAGCACCUCCAACUCCAGCUCUACUUCCUCCUCCACCUCCAUCUCCACCUCUACCUCCACCUCCUCCAUUGCCGUCUUAUUCAGGGAAUUACCAGUGUGCUCCUUCAAAUUCAAGCUAUUUAUUUGCUGCUAAUUCACCAUUUCCACCACCACCGCCACCACCACCACCAUAUUUAGUACCCUAUCGACCGCCACCUUCUUACCAUUAUCAUUGUCAAAAUUCUGGUUAUAGUAGUGGCAGUGGGUCUGUUGGGCCUCUGGUGGGAAGGACUGAUUACCCAUAUAACCAUAACCACAAUGGGGUUUGGCAAUUUGUUCGUCCUCGUGCCGAACCUAUUGGUUUUCAUGCCCCUCCUCCACCUCCUUUCGUUCAGCAUGAAAAGGCGGUCAAGAUAAGAAACGAGGUUAAUUUGAAGAAGGACACGAUCAAGCUCGAGUUGGAUGAAGAGAAUCCUGACCAGCAUUUGGUCUCUUUCACAUUUGAUGCCGCAGUUGAUGGAAGUAUUAGCAUUUUUUACUUUGCAAUGGAAGGGCCAAGUUGUAGCUUCUCCUCCCAGUAUCGUGAGCUUGGCAAGGUGGUGAGGGUCCCUUUCCAAAAAGGAAUCAAUCAAAAAUUUCGUCAAACCUCUGGAACUGGCAUUGAUCUUGGCUUCUUCGACUAUGAUGAUCUUUCAAAACCUUCACCUGAUGAAGCCUUUCCCCUUGUUAUACGUGCUCAGGCUCACCACACAACUGCUGAUGCUUCUAUUGAGCACCAGCCUGGUGAUCCUCUACCCAUUUCAGUGCAUGCUCAAAUAACCAAAGCAGUUAUCGAGAUGAAGGAUGGGGCAACAUUUCAAGUGAAGGUGGCUAAGCAAAUACUCUGGGUUGAUGGAGUUCAUUAUGAGUUGCAAGAGAUUUAUGGUAUGGGAAACUUAUCGGUGGCAGAGUUUGACAAUGAUGAUCAGGGGAAAGAGUGUGUGAUUUGCAUGUCAGAGCCAAGGGACACAGCUGUCUUGCCAUGCCGACACAUGUGUAUGUGUAGCGAGUGUGCAAACCUCUUGAGGCGUCAGUCUAACCGUUGUCCAAUAUGUCGCCAGCCUGUGGACGAAAUCUUACAGAUAAAGGUGAAAAACGAUGAGGCAUGAGAUUCUAAUCUGCCUUGACAAGCUCAAAGCAGCAAUAUUUCCCCAUUCCUUUGUGUACAUAUUAUGUGUGUUUGGAUUGAGCUGUUGGUUGUUCAAUACAAUUCAAUCUGGCAAUGCACUGCGUUCUUUUGUGGACUCUGUACUGCUCAAAUUAUAAUGGGGACUGCUAUAUUUCUUGCGCUUGUAAUUUGUUAGUGUUACAUUAUUCGAAAUCAGCUCUGUAUUUCCAGUUGAAAGAAUCUUUCAAUUCAACUUAGCUAUGUAAUUGUGCUUGUACUUCGAAAAUUUGGACUUGAUAUAUCGAUAAGAAGAAAUAUACUUUCCCU